AUGAUCCAGCCAGACCCCCAUUCCCAAGGCUUCAGCCGGCAGGUUGGCGCCCCCCACCCCCCGCGCCCCCGCCCCCAGCCCCUCCCCUCUGGCUCCCGGAGCGUCGGACCUCAGGAAUCCUGUAACGGUUCUAACCGCUGGGAGCGCAAAGAGCUGCGGGCCGUCGCCAGGCUCUACAACCAGUGCCGCCUCCUUGUUGAGUGGUUCUCUGAACAGACCUUCCUGUGGCUGUCAGGCCCCUUGUCUUGCCCUUCUGCACUGGGCCUUACAGGUGAAGCCCAGGAACCAGGAGCCUGGAACUGGCAGUUGGAGCCUGAGCAGUGGGCAAGCUCAGUUCGACAGCAGUUGAAUGCCCAGCUUCUCUUGAAAUCAGAAAGGGGGGUAGGCUUGUCUCCUGAAGAGCCAUCAUCUGAAGCCCUUGAAUCUCGGCACUCCAUAUGUGUCCUACACAAAGAAGAGCAGCCCUGGGCCUCACCAGGGAAACAGAGGCAGUUCCCGGAGGCAGAGUGGCCAACGGUGCUGGUGGAGCUCCUGGUAGCUGAGCUCCAGACUCUGUUCUCAGCUGUCCUGCAGGACUGCAGCUCCGCUGCUUGGCACUAUCUGCAUGCGGUGCUGGGCCUGCUGCCUCCAUAUCGUGUGCUGUUUGCUGGCCAGCUUGGUUUGUUGCCUUUGCUGGAGCAGCUGUACCGCUGGGCACCCUGGGUCCAAUCUCAGCUUCAGCUCGACUUGCUAGAUGCAGUAGACCAGGCCUUUCCCCCAGACAGCACUUUGUUAGAGAGUGCCUCCCACAUGGACUGCUGUCCCCAGAAGCAGAGACUCCACCAUGGACCCCCGCGCCCAGCCUGCCCUUUUCUGCAGGCCCAAAGGGGUGGGCAGCAAGCAGAGGAGGAGCUGGCCACAUGGCUGCGACCCUUGACGCUGCCUGAGCUACAGCGUAGCCUAGGUAUCGUUGGUGCUGAGGUGGCUCUGGAAGAGGCCUGUUGGCUAGAUGGCCUUAACCUCCUGCCCUUGGCACUAGCCACAGACAUCUCUGUACAGCACGAGAGCAGUGACACUGGCAAUGCUGAGGAGGAGCCUGUUGGAAGCAGAGAGACUAGGUCUCAGCUUGACUCUGAUGUUCCUGGGGAGAAGACUUUCCAAAAGAGAAGCACUGGCUCCUUACCUCAGACUUCCCUCCUGGGUAGCCAGGUGAUGACCAUCCUGAAGACAGAGAAAUAUCUGAAGAAGAUCCACUUCCUGUAUCUCAAUGUGGCUCCCAGCCGGUACUUCAGGCCCUACAGUCUGGUGCUAGUGCCACCAAACAAGGUGAAUCCUGAGUACUACAUCUUCUCUCCGUUUGGAGUCCUGCAUGUACAUCCUGUGGAGGGCAGUGAGACAAUGACACUGGGCACCUGGCACCGCCACUCUGUCCUCUGGGAACAGCUCCAGGUCAUUCCAUUCUUCAAGUAUUGCCUCUUACGCAAGGCUUUCACCUGUUGGCAGAAGAGUGUGAAGCUGCAGGUGCUGCUUCGGUGCCGGGCUUUCCUAGGGAAACAUCUACUCUUUGCUGUGCCGCACUUUGGAGCUGGACUGCUCCAUAUUAGCAGGCUUCUGCAGGAGCUGCAUUGUGUGUGCUGGCUCCCCCAGGAGCCAGAUCAGAGCUACGGGCUGCUGGACCUGCAGCGGGCUCUUGCCAGGGAGAACCACAAGGCUCUGCGGCUGCUGCAUCGCUGCCUGCGCCUCUGCACAUCCACCCUGCAGCUGAUUCACGAGGAUACAUAUCACAUGCAACAGGGCCUGCAGGAGCAAGUGAAAAACUGCAAGAGGAUCAGGACAAACCAAAGCUCUGUAUACCUUCAGAAGGUACAGUGCCGGCAGCUGGAGCGGAAGCUGAGGCAGGUGGAGGCCUGGUCGCUGCAGCUGGGGCUGCUGGCCCGCCUGGUAGGCUACAUGAUCUGCCAGAGCCUGGUGUCUAUCAUAGAGAAGGAGAUGACUUCUUUUGUGGCCAACAUUCUGCAAGCCCCAAGGCAAAAACCCUUUCUCUCAGCACAGCUGGUCUUUGACAGUUGUGGCCAGCUGACUCCAGAGCCCUGUAUUGAAAAUAUGAUCGAGAUUCUAACUGGAGGUCUACAGUCUGUCAAGGCUUCUGCCCUGAAGGUAAUGCAGUCUACAGACCUGAAGACCUCCUGGGAUUCCCUGUAUUCCGAAGAAGAAGAUGAAGAGGAGGACUCAAACACGGAAUUCAUGAUGCCCAAAUUCCAGGGCCAGCCCAGUGAUGCUGUGGGCAUCUUCUGUGGCCCAAAUAUUGGAUUGGUGUGGCCCUGGAAGUCUUGCACAAUUACCAAAGCCCUGGAGGUCCGUGGGCACCGUCUGCAGGGUCAGUUCUUGCCCCCCAAUUAUAAGCAGCUGCAAGAGGACCUGGACAACAACCCUCAAAUCCUGCAGGCACUGACGAUACAACAGACCCUGCUGCAGGGCACACUGAAGGAGGUGGAGGAAUUCUGCGGGAAACAUCACUGGCUGAUGGACAUUUACGAGUUCCUGCAAGCCUGGGGGCCUCAGAAGCUGGAGUCUAUGAGAGGCUGUCCCAUCAAGAGCUAUGUGAUGUUGGUGAGCCACCUGAAUGUUUGGCAGGCCUAUGUCUCCAAUACACCUGUCCAGGUGAUCACAAAAGGCAGGUUGCUCCUGCUGAGCGGUCAUAAAGUACAGGUAGAGAUGGAGUCCAAGCUGGCGAGCAUCAGGAAGGACAUUCUUGCUCAAGUGCAGAACGAGUUCUGGAGCCGCAGUCAGCAACUAAUAACAGAGCUCUCAGGUUUCAUGGAGGUCUUCCAAACCAUCAGCUCAGACUUUCACACCAUUGCACAGUGCUCCCAGAAGUUGAACGAGGCCAAUGAGCGGUACACCGAACUGGAAGAGCAAGUGGAAUACAUACGGUCACUCUAUGAACUCAUCCACAACCACUUCAGCCUCUUCAGUGCAGAGAAUGAGGCGCUGGACAUAUCGGUGAGAAGGCAGUUCCAAGAGUCCCCUCCCUCCCAGUCCCCUACCCCACACCCACAUCUACCUGACUGCCCUCUGCUUGCUUCACAGUUCCUGGAUGUGUGGGAGGCAUUUCAGUUUGAGAAAAGCCAGGCCUCAGAGCUCCUUCUCAGCAAGCAGCAUGCCAUUGUGCCCAAGCUGCAGCAGCUGAUGGCAGCAGCACUGACCGAGCUGGAAGGCUUGCUUGAGAAGGCCCUGUCUGGCCCUUUCAUGGACCCCACACAGGAGCAGAGGAGCACUGAGCACCAGCUCAUUGCUCUGGAGCAUCAGUUCCAGAGCACAGUCAGCCAUCUCAGUGAACUGCACCAUGCCUAUGCCACCUUCACUGGGGAUGAGAGUCCUGUGCCCAUGCCGGUCUGUGGGACCCGCCCUAUUGUGCAGCAGCAGCGCAUCUGGCACCUGUACCGAGCCAUCUCUGAAAACAUCAGUGAAUGGAAGUGCAUGGUUUUUGCCAAGUUCAGCCUGGCUAUGGCUCAGGAGAAGAUAGAUGGCUGGCUGACCGAGGCAGCCCAGAUGAGUGCAUCCCUGGGGCUGCACAGCCCAGUUCUGCAGUGCUGCAUGCGCGUGCUGGAGGAGUUUCGCAGCUACUUGCCAUUGCUCACCAAACUGGGCAGCCUGCAACUGCAGAGCCCCUAUUUCCAUGCCAUCCUGCGAGCCUUAGGGCUGGGCAGUCUAUACAACACAGAACUUCUAACGCUGGGCCAGCUGCUCAAUUGUCCCUUGGUGGAGUUUGCAGAUCAAAUGAACCAGAUCUGGCAGUGUGAAAAUGAACGAAUUCAUGCCCAAGAGACCCUACAGCAACUGCAGCAGGACUGGGAAGCACGCCAGCUGCGACUGCUCAACUUCAUUCUGCAUGUGCCCUAUGAACCCCCAGCCUUGGAGUGCUCGAAGAGGCAAAUUCUCCACAGCCCCCAGUGGGAGGUAGUGGACAAGGAUACUGGCACCUUCAUCCUUUCAGAUUACAGCAGCCUGCAGGAUUCUAUCCAGGAAAGUCUUCAGGUGUUGUUCAAGAUCCUAGCCGUUCAAAAGUCGGGAGACUUACACAAAAUAGCUUUGGAGUGGGUGACCAUCAUGCAUGGCCUGAGUGCCUUGCUGGAGGUGUGGGUGACUUUCCAGCAGAAGUGGAUUUUUCUGAAUAAAGUUCUGCAUGAGAUGAAGAUCCAGUUUUCUAGUUCUGACCUGGACUUCCGUUUUAAGGCCAUGGAUGAUCAGUAUCGGACCCUGAUGCGAAUCUCUGUAGCUGAUCCCCUGGUUCUGUCACUUAUAGUGCCCAGUGGCAAGCGGAGCCCUCACUUCCAAGGCCACCAGUUGCAACAACAGCUGCAUGCAGGCUCCAUGGAGUUGGAGGGUAUCAUCAUGGGUCUGGAGAGCGUGCUCUAUGGGGUGUGCGCUCACUUCCCCCGCCUCUUCUUCCUCAGUGACAGUGAGCUGGUGGCCCUGCUGGCUGCCCCACUGGAGUCAUGUGAGGCCCAGCUCUGGGCACGACGCUGCUUUCCUCAUGUGCAUGCUGUGAGCUUCAAGUCCAGCCCAACUGAUAAAAACAUGGGUGACCAGGAGUCAAGCCCAAGCUCACAGACUCAGGCAGAGGCGCUUGCAGUGCUAGGUGCAGGUGGGGAGGAGAUGAAGCUGCAGGGACCCCUUCCUCUGCAUCCUGAUCUCCCCAAGUGGCUGGCCUCUCUGGAGAAGGGUCUGCGUUUGUCCCUGGUGCACAUGCUGCAGGACUGUGUGACUGCCCGUCUUGCUCUGUGUCCAUCCCUAGACAAGGCCUUCAAGCAGCUGCCCCAGCAAAGCCAGUUGCCCCUGCAACUGUAUGUCCACCACUGGCUGGAUUUAGUCCAGGCCUUCCCAUGGCAGUGUGUGCUGGUGGCAGAGGAGGUGGUAUGGAGGGCUGAGAUGGAGGAGGCUCUGCUUGAGGGGAGGGCCCCGGCCAUGGUUGCCAUGCACGUGUGCAAGCUUGAGGUACUGGUACAUUUUGUACAGGCCCAGAGGGCCUCCCAGGGUGGGCAGCCUCUGCCCUCUGUUCGCCAGACCAGCCUGCUCAGUGCCCUGCUGGUCAUGGCGGUCACUCACCGGGAUACAGCACAGCUGCUACAGGAGCACCAGGUCAGUGAACUGACAGAUUUCCACUGGGCUCGCCAGCUCAAGUACCACCUGGGUUCACCCCACACCUUGCCCCAGAAUCCCCUGCAGAGUCUCAAGGCUGUUGCAUCUACUGAGACUUCUCCAUCACCAGCUGCAUGCUGGAUAGAAGUGCUGGGCAAGUCCUUCCUGUACAAUUAUGAAUACCUAGGUCCCAGAUUGGGGUCUCUACCCAACCUGCUACCUGAGCGGCCAGCCCUGGUACUAUUAUUGGCCCUGGAGGAGGUGGCCUGUGGGGUCCUACUGGGCCCCAGUGGUAUAGGCAAAACAGCCACAGUGAAGAGCCUGGCACAGGCCCUGGGACGCCAGCUGGUGGUGGUGUCCUGCUUGCCUCAGAUGGAGGCCCAAAGCCUGAGCAACUACCUGAAUGGGGCCCUACAGGGUGGUGCCUGGCUGCUGCUGGAGGCAGCUCAGCAUCUUCCACUCGGCUUGCUCUCUGCCCUGGGACAGCGCCUGGCCAAACUGCAGCACCUCUAUGCCCCACUGUACCAGAAGGCUUCCCAAAACAGCAGUACCAUUGACCCCACCCACCCCCAGCUGCUUGGCAGUGGCUUCUUUGAGAAACAUCACGUGGACAUGCGCCUCGGCUAUGGCUGUCUCCUGACCCUGCGUGCCCUGAGCCCUGCUGUGCCCGCCAACCUGCACCUGCUGCUACGGCCUGUGGCACUGGCACUGCCUGACCUGGAGCAAGUGGCAGAGCUGACCCUGCUGGGUGCAGGGAUACAGGAUGCCUGUCGUAUGGCUACCUGCCUAUCCAAAUUCUUCUCCCUAGAGUGUGAGCUGGUGUCUGGGCCACUUCCCUGCCGCUUGCCACUGCUCAAGCAGGUACUGGAAGACAUGAUACAGGAUCUAAAUGUGACCAAAAAGGAAGCCAGGUCCCAGCAGCCCCACAGCCUAGCUGCCAUUGAGGAGGCUGCCCUACUGCGUGCCCUGCUUCGCUCACCACUGUUUAGCAUCCCAGAUGGGGCCCACCUGCACAACCUUCAAGAGCUGCUCUGUGGGCUGUUCCCUAGUGCCAGGCAGGUGCUGGCAGAGCCCAAAACCUCCUACCUGAGCAAGCCGCUGCUGGUGAAGAAAUUGCGGCAGGUAGGCCUGCAGCCCAACUCUGACAUUUUGGGGUCCUUGGAGCAGCUGAGCCAGGCCCUGGGCCGGGCCUCGGGUGUUUUGCUCAUGGGCCCUGCAGGCAGUGGCAAGACCACUUGCUGGCGCAGCUUAUUCAAGAUCCAGAAUCAGCUGGCAGCCAUGGAGGACACCUCUACCCAGGGCUGCCAGCCUGUGGAAAUUACUCACCUGUAUCCCAGUGUCCUCAGCCCCCAGGAGUUCCUGGGCUGGCUAGAGGGCCCCUGCUGGCACCAUGGCAUCUUCCCCAAGCUGCUUCGUGCAGUCAGUUGGUGUAAGACGGUGGGCCCAGAGGGGCAGGUGCAUGGAUCGGUGGGGACCCAACACUGGAUAAUAUGUGACGGAGCCCCCGGUGCUGCUUGGCUGGACUCCAUCACUUGCCUCCUGGGUGAUCCCCCCCAGCUGAGCCUUCCCAAUGGGCAGCAAAUUGCACGCCCCCCCGGUACUUUCCUCAUGAUGGAGGUCGGAGAUGCAGCAGGCAUGUCCCCCACGGCGGUGGGCCACUGUGCCCUGGUCUGGUGUGGGGGUCAGCAGACUUGGCAGGCAGUGCUUAGAAGCCUGAUGACAGCCCUGCCCCGUGAGUACCACCUGCAGCAGCAGACAGUCACUGAGCUCAACCACCUGGCUGAAGUGCUGGUGCCUGCAGCCUUCGGGUUCCUCAGCCGCCAGGGGGCCAGCUCACUGCUUCAGGCACACGGGCAGCGGGCUGUUUGCCCAGGUGUGGCUGAAGUCACCAGCCUUGCCCGCAUCUUGCAUUGUCUGCUUGACACCCGCCUGCGCAUAGAGAAGGAGGAGAAGGCACAUGACCCAGAGGACCUCAACUGUAGUGAUUCCAUAGCCCAAAGCUUCAAGUCCUCAAAAAGGAGCUCUCUGAACCGGCCCCAGGUUAACAGCGACGAUGUGCCUAAUCAGCACAGGGAGCACUUGCAGGCUGUCAGCAGCUUCCUUUUUGCCUUGAUCUGGGGCUUUGGAGCCCACCUUCCCUCCAGGCUCUGGCCCCUCUUUGAUACCUUCUUGAGGGAUGCUAUUAGUUGCCUCUCCAACUACCCUGAGCCAUUACCCUCAGCCUUGGUGUUUGAUCUACAUGUAUGCCCUGAGGAAGGGACCCUGGUGCCCUUCACUGGCGAGUACCUGUGCAGCCGCAUCAAUGGGACUUCAGGCACCUUUAGCCCUUCUCCUCAGACCGAACGCCUCUUGUAUGUGGUGGACCUACUUCUGUCAGAGGGACACCCAGUGCUCCUGGCUGGAGAGGCAGCAACAGGGAAGUCAGCCUUCGUGGAGGUGCUAGUGGAGCCACAUCACCCUUACAUGUACAGCCCCAUCCAUCCUGCCUUCAGCACCUCCCACCUUCGCCUUCUGCUGAGCCGAGGGGUCCAGGGCCAAACACAAGCCAGCCCGUGGCCUGGGCGGCACCUGAAUUCUAAAGGCUCCCUCCUCUUCCUGCUGGAGGAUCUGCACCUGGCUUCUUCUGACCCAGAGAAGAGCUGUCAGCCAGUGCUGGAGACUCUGCGCCAGGCCAUGGAUGGCACCAUGUAUGCCCACAACACGCUGGAACUGCAGACUCUGCAGCCUGUAGUCAAUUUCCUUGCCACUGCCACAGUGCCAGGCUUCUGUGAGCGCCCACUGUGCCCACGCCUCUUUCGACUCUUCACAGUGCUGGCCCUGGGCAGCGUGACCCAGGCCAUGCUGCUGAGCAGGCACACGCCUAGCACCCAGGCCUGGCUUGAGCGCUUACCUUCUGUGGAGCGGGAGGAGGUUCUAGCGAGAGCCCUGGUCCAGGCCUCAGUGGAGGCCUGGGAGGUUGUGGGCAACUGCUUUAUGCCUUCACCCCUCCACCCACACUACCGCUUUUCCCUGCAUUCUGUGAGCCAACUACUGGGCACCCUGCAGCUACUGCCAACCAGAAUGGGCUCCCGAAGUUUUCUGGACUAUCCCAACCACAAGGAGCACUUGCGCCGGGUGUCAGGCUUGCAUGGCACCCACCUGACAAUUAUGAUGACCACGCGCAAUGUGGUGCGUCUUUGGUUGCAUGAGGCACAGCGAACUUUUUGUGACCGGUUAGACAGCCCUAGAGAACGCUUCUAUUGUGCCAAGCUGCUCCUAGAAGUAGCUCAGAGUGUCUUCUGCUCCAGGCCGCUGCCCCAGAACUUGGGCAAGGGUUAUGAGGAGGAGGGGGAGGAGGAGGAGAGGGUGCCUGAAGUGGAAUCUGAAGGGGAGUUGGCCCAGUGGGAGGACUUCAGUAACAGCGGCAGUGAGACAGAGGAGGAAGAGGGCCCCUUUGGCCUUCCAGGCACCACCGGCUCACCCCCUAGGAAUUUAGGUCUAGCCCCUUCCACAGCACCAGUAAAGCGGGAGACAGCAGAGAGCGUAAGAGAGAAGGUAACCCAGGAGGAAGGUACAAGGGCCUCCAGCUACAAGAGGUCCAAGAGCUGGGGGCAGAAAACAUCCCAGACGGACCUCGUCUCACCCCUGUUGUUACCAGGGCUACUACUCUGUCCCCAGGAAAAGCCCUCAGAUCUGGUCUUCAGUCAGGAGCUGUUACGAGGGUCCAACUCAGAGAACCCCAGCUUGUACCUGGAAAGGCAGUGGGAGAACCUGAUGGAGCAGCUGGCCUCCACAGCCGCUCAGCUGAAGCUGAGUCCCCACCUUGCCCAGUGUCACUUCAUGGCCCAACACGUGGCCCGCCUGGUCCGGGUCCUGGCCAGACCCUGCCAGCACGGCCUACUGCUCUCAAAGGGUCCAGGUACUGGGCGCCGUACUGCCAUCACUCUGGCAGCUGGUAUUUGUGAGGCCCGCCUCUUCCAUCUGCCAACUGGGUCCGAGGAGGCCAUCCUCCAGUGUCUGCGGGAUGCCUGCUGGCAUGCUGGCGUGUCAGGCCAGCCAGUGGCCCUGCUGGUGCCCAAAGGUGUGGCUCUUAUUACCCUUCAUCGUCUGCUGGCCUUGGCGACCUUGGGCAGUUUCCCUGGCCAGUACACAGAAGCAGAUCUGGAGAACAUUGAAGAACAUCUCCUCAGGGAGAACCUUAGUGUCAAGCAGAGCAUCAAGAAGGAAACACUGUUGCAGAGAUUUUACCAGCAAGUAUGCAGCCACCUGCACAUGUUCAUCCUGAUCGGAGACAGCCAAGCCCACAAACAGAUGCCUUCCACCCUUUUCCUGAGGCUUCUUCAAUUGGCCCUCGCUAGCAUUGACCAUUAUGAACCCUGGGACCAAGACUCCCUGGUCAGUGUGGUCCAGCACCACCUGGAGGGUGUUCAGAGUCUGCCUCUCGAUGACACCUUGAAGUGCCCAGACCUCCAAGCGUCAGUUCUCAAUGUGGCCAAAGCCAUGGCUCUCAUCCACCUUUCGGCUGCCAGCUACCAUGGGCACCUGUGCCCUGAAUUGCCACUCGUCACUCCCAAGACCUUCCUAGACUUCCUGGACACCUUUGUGCUGCUGCAGCAACAGAUGACUCUGCAGAUAAAGAACAAGGCCCAGCGGAUCCAGAAUGCCCUGGGGAAUCUGAGAAUGCUGAGUGAGCAGCACAAUGCCCACUCCAAACUGGUCCUCAACUUGGAACAGCAGCUGAAAGCCUCCCUCAGGACCCUCAGCACACUUCAGCAGCAGCUAGAGCAAGGCAAGCUCCUGUACAAGCAGCAGCUGGCAGAGUGUCGGAAGCAGGAGAACCUCAUUGAGAAACUGACCAAGCAGCGGGAUGCCCUGCGGGCUCAGUAUGAGGCUUUCCUGGAGCAGAUGGGCAAAGCAUUUCUGGGGCCCCUGAGCCAGCUUCAGAUGGCUGACUUUGAGGAGCUACGGAGCUACCGGGCACCACCAGAUUCUGUGGUCCAGGUGACCAAUGCCCUGUGUGACUUGUUCCACCGUGAAACAGGCUGGGCCAGUGCCAAGCAGCUGUUAUGCACUGAGGACUUUUAUCAGGACCUGGUAUUCUUCCACAAGGAGAGGAUGACGGACUCAGAGAUGCUGAGGUUAAACCUAGCUCUGCAGGCUCCAGGUAUGAGCGAUGCCACCUUGCGGGCAGUGAGCAUUCCUGCAGCAAGCCUGGCAGCCUGGCUCUGGGCCAUUCUGUACCACGGGGCAGCACAGCGCCGAGCACGGCCCACGGGCCUGCUGCUGCGGCAAGUAGAGGCCACGCUGGCUCGGGAGCAGGCCCGCCUGGGCCACCACCAGUUCCACACACAGGAGAUCCUAGAGCACAAUUUGACCCUGACCAAUAAGCUGGAAGAUGCACAGGCUUCCCAUAACCUGGUGGUAGAGGAUCUCAGCCAGGCUCAGUGUGGCCAGUACAACAAGUGGCCCAUGAAGGCUGCACUGCUCAUGCCCAUGCAUUCCUGGACUGCAGAGCUCCAGAACUUGAAAGUGCACUGUACGACUGUGUUUGGAGAUGCCAUCCUGUGUUCAGCUGCCAUCACCUACCUGGGUCCCUUCCCAGCACUGCGGCGCCAGGAGCUACUGGACAAGUGGCUGGCUCUGUGCAGGGGCUUUCAGGAGCCCCUGGGCCCAGAUGAUGUGGCAAGGGCACUGAGGCAGACGGAGAAAUCUGUCGCAGUGCUGCCCAAGAGCCCCCUGCUCUCCAUAUGCUCUCCCUUCAGCCUUCUGUCCUUGCUGAGCUCUGAAUCCGAACAGUUCCAGUGGGACCGAGACCUGAAGCCCCAGGCAAAGACAGCCCGCCUGGCAGGCCUGCUUCUGCGAAGUCGCAGCCACUACUUCAGCUGCCGUUGGCCUCUGCUGCUUGACCCGAACAACCAGGCCCUCAUCUGGCUGAACCCACUGCCUCUGGAAGACUCUAGAUACUUGGCCCCAGGGCCCACCGAGGGCAGAGGGAAAGGCUUCAACCCUUCACAGAGAAAUCAAGAAAAAGAGUGUACAGAGGACACAGAAGAGGAAGAGGAUGAUUGUGACAAGCGUGACAAGGCCAAGGACAAGACACCAGAGCAGAAGACAGAGGAAAGGGCAAAUGAGGAGGAAGAGAAGGAAGAGGGACAAGAGAAAGAGGAGGAAGAGGAGACAGAGGGUCAGGAGUCACGGCCAGCCUCUGAGACUCAGCACCCACCCCUUCCCUACCUUACUGUGCUCUCAGGCACUGACCCAGAGCUGGGUCCUCAGCUCCAGGAGGCAGCAGCCAGGGGCCUGCCUGUGCUACUGACCAACAUGGAGCUGGGCCUGGAGUGCCAAGAACUGCAAUGGCUACUGCAGCGGGAGCAGCUGAGCCCACCCCGGGUGCAGCCUGGCUUCUGUCUCUAUCUGAGCACGACCCUCCCACUCAGCGCCUUGGAGAAAGUACUAGGCUGUGAACUCCUGAAGGGGCUGAAUGUGCUGGAUCUGGGCCUGAACAUGGAAAUCCUAGAAGAGCAGAUGCUGCAUGAAAUUUUGCAAAUAGAGCGCCCUGAUCUGGAGAGCCGCUGGCAGGAUCUAAAGAUCAGAGCCCUGGACAUACGUGAGGCUGUGGAAGCUGCUGAGGGGCAGCUGCUGCUGCUGCUCCAGAAUCCAAAGCAUCAGAAACCAGCCAGGUUCCUGCAGGACAUGGUGAGGGCCCAGGCAGAGCUAUGUCAGCUGCGUGCCAACUUCAAGGAGCUAGAAGACCUGAGGCUGCAGGAGGUGGCACUGUGGGCACCCUAUCAGCAUGUGGUCUGGCAUGGAAUGACCAUUAUAAAGGCCCUUAGCUCACUACAGAACCUGCUGCCACUCUUCCGUAUGAGCCCAGAGAGCUUGCUGGCAGCCACCAAGGAGGCCCUGAACAGUAUGAAGCAAUGCGAGAGUCAUCACGGGGAGGACCUGCCCAGCCAUCUGCUGCAGCUGAGAGCACAGCUGACUCGUCAGCUGCUGAGCAGCACUGUGGCUGCCCUGGGCCCCACCCAAGUGCCCUUGGUGGGUGCCUUGGGUGCUUUGGCUCUGCUACAAGUGGCAGGGAAGGCACCAAACCUGGAGAGAUUUGCACUCUGGCCGGGACUGGCAGCCUCUCCCAGCACAGGCUGUAGACAGCCAGUCCCAGGUGUGGCUCGACCAUCCUGGCUGGGGCUGAGAGCCUGGCACGAAUGUGGGGUGUUAGAGCUGCUGCCCCCAUUUGCUGGGUUGCGUGCGUCCCUGGCAGGCCACUCCGAUGUUUGGCAGGGUUACCUGUCACUGUCAUCCACAGUGCUGGGUCCUGCACCUGGCCCUGGACCUGAGCCACUCAGCCUUCUCCAGAAGUUGAUCCUGUGGCGGGUUCUGCGACCUGAGGGCUUGGCAGGUGCCCUGGCAGACUUCACCACCAGCCUCCUGGGGCGGCCCCUGGAUGAAAAUCUGAGCACCUCCAACAUACCCUUUGAACACAGUCAGGCUACUCGGCCCAUGCUGAUCUUAUUGCCACCCCCUGGCCACCCAACAGCCACCCUGCAUCCGCUGACUGUCAUCCAGAAACUGGCUGCCAUGCAUGGGCAGGGGCAGAGGCAUCUGGAGGUGAUAGCCCUGGGCUCUGAGGCCUGGGACCCAGUCUCGGCUGUGGUCAGUAUUCUAGGCCAAGCUAUGCAGAAAGGGCACUGGCUAGUGUUGGAGAACUGUCAUCUGAUGCCUCACUGGCCACGUGAGCUGCUACAGCCCUUGCUGGUGCUGUUGGACAGAGCCAAGGUGGCUUCAGACCUGGAGUUAGAACUGCUUUUAGUGCAAUCUUCAAGCAGCAAUGUGACUACUGUCCACAGAGAUUUCCGUCUUUGGCUUAUUGUGUCUGCAGAAGCUAUUGCUUCCUUACCAGCUGUGCUGACUCAGCACUCCAUGCCUGUUUUCUGGGACCAGUCCCUGGAUCUGAGCCACGUCUUGAUCGACAGUGUGGAGCUAGCCCAGCAAGGAGUCUAUGUGCAAUCCCCAGCCAGGGCCUUGCCUCUGCUCCUCCUCCAUGGCCUCCUGCUGCACCGGCAGCUCUAUGGAAUGAAGCUGCAGGCACACAGGGGGUGCUGGAGUCAAGUGACCCUGACCCUGGUCCUUCAGAUCCAAGAGCAGCUGUGGUCCAGCCUUAGCAAUCCCAGGGCUGCCAUGCAGGAGCUGGCCGCUUCAGUUUUCUAUGGGGGUCCUGUGGGAGACGACAAGGACAGAGAGGCCCUGAUUAGCCUCACACAAGCCUGCCUGAGCCCCAGCAGCCAGAGCUGGGCCCAACCACACACACCCCAGCAUCUGCUAGCCACUCUGAUGUCCAGGUCAGAGCUAGGGCAGCUGGAUGCUAUGGCAGAAUGCAAGGCCCAGAUGCGCCUACUGGCCACGCCACCUGAACCCCAGAUCUGCGGGCUGAGUGCUGGCCCCCAGGCCUGGCUGUUGCGACGCCAGAGUCGCGCUCUCUCGAGAGCGCUGCGGCAGAGUUCAUCCACUUGGGUUCCUGCUGCUCGCGGAGGCUGUCAGCGAACCGAAAGGAGGCUGCGGCAACGCCUAGUGCAAGCCAAGCGGAGACUGGAGUCGUUGCAGGCUCUGCUGACGGAGACCGCGCGCCAAGCUGAGCCUGGCGUCGAGAGGCAGCUGGUGCUGAACGCGCAGCGACCUCUGGAGGGCUUCCUCCGGACGGAGGUGCUGGAACUGAGACAGCUGGCGGGCACGCUGCAACAGGAUCUUGACUGCCUGUUGCAGCAGUUGAAGGGCGCACCCCCGUGCGCCUCUCCGCGCUGUACCUUGGUGGCCCACGCUCUCUGGACUGGCCGCCUGCCCCCGCCUUGGCGACCCCAUGCGCCUGCCGGGUCUCAGCCGCCCUGGCACUGGUUGCGACAGCUGUCGCGCCGUGGGCAGCUGUUGGUUCGCUACCUGGGCGUGGGCACCGAAGUGCCAGAGCGCAUCUUUCACCUAUCAGCCUUCUGCCACCCGCGCCGCCUUCUACUGUCACUGCGUUGGGAGGCUGCCUUUUCAGUGGUCGCCCCGAGCCAGGACGGGCCUUGCUCGAAUCCCCCUGGUUGCCAAGGCUCUAACUCCAAUCAGCUCCCUCCUAAACGUCAGGAGCUGAACAGCAACCCUCUGCAUCUCCAGGUGAUGAACGGCCCAAACCCCAAGGUUCCAGAGAUGGGGCUGCUGCUGAUUGGGCUACAGCUCCGGAACGCCGCGUGGGACCCGCUAGCAGGGGCCUUGCAGGACAGUACCUCCAGCCAGCCCAGCCCUCUGCCUCCAGUCAGCAUCAGCGCCGGCGUCCAGGCCCCGUGUGCCAAUGACCUACCACCCCCGGCUGGCCUGUCUGUGUACUCCUGUCCUGUGUACAUGGAAGGGCCCCUCGGCACCACCAGGCUCCAGAGCAGGAACAUCCUAAUGCACCUGCUGCUGCCCACAAAGCUCAGUCCUGCUAUCUGUGCCCAGCGGAGAGUUCAUGUGUGCAGCCCACCCCUGCCCUGAGCCCCCAACAGAAUAAAGUUGGAGUGAUUGGAUCAAAGAUUUCCAAGACUUAGGAGUGUAUGGUGUGUGCACACCAAAAGUAUAAUACACUGAGGGGAAGCACAGUGCACACGACUGAGUAGAGGGGAGGUGUGCUCACACUUAAAGUAGAAGAGUCUGUGUGCUCUGGCAAGUGGGGAGUGCACCUGGGUACACCGUGGGGAGAUGGGCCUGGUGUUAGUCAUGGACCCAAGGGGUUAGGCAGAUCCAGGGUUGGCGAACACACAGGAUCCCAAAUCUUUGCCCGCCGUCUACUGUGGUCUCAGUACUUGCGUAAAUCCACAAGGGAUACUUUUAAAGGGAGAAGUUAGACUUCAAAAUGGUUUCUUACAGCAUUUAGUGGUAUUAUUGGGAA
Molecule: messenger RNA, 15001 nt
Organism: Manis pentadactyla (Chinese pangolin)
Lineage: Eukaryota; Metazoa; Chordata; Mammalia; Pholidota; Manidae
Gene: DNHD1
Product: dynein heavy chain domain 1
Biological process (GO): microtubule-based movement
Cellular component (GO): dynein complex
Molecular function (GO): ATP binding; minus-end-directed microtubule motor activity; dynein intermediate chain binding
Source: RefSeq, a predicted model, not a curated record